AUGCGUCCAGACAGCAAUUUCACAGCCUGCAGUGAUGCUCUACGCACUCUAGAGUAUCGAAUUAUGGAGGAUCCCUUUUCCAGCGACGCCGCAAGCUUAAUUUCAGAGUACGCAGCUAUGAUUCGAUUGCUGGUGGUUAGCGUGAGCCAACUUCAUCGUGGUCUUCGAUUAUCAUGGCGCAGAGGAUCAGCUCUGAAAAUGGACCAGGAACGAGAUUUCACAGCUUCGCCACUCGUCACUGAGCACAUCGCGGAAGUUGUCAGAGCCAUAGAUCUCAUCACCUCAUUGGAAAAACAAUACAGAAAAGCUCAGACACGAAAUCAAACAGAGUUUCGUUCGCACCUCCGGGACUUACAGAUAGAGGGCUACAAGAAAUAUGAACAGGAAAUUAUAGAUCACGGUCGUCAGACCGAUACGACAGCCGAUUCAGGCUCGGAAAAUCGUGUUACAGAACCUGAGAACAAAAAGCACAAGCUUCUAUCAACGAACAGCAAAAUAACGUCAUCAUUAAUGCGAACGAGCCACAUGCUGCGCAGCUCUGUACUGCAAAGCGAAUUAAACGUUUCUGAGCUUCAAGAACAGACUACCUCGCUGCACAAAUUGAACGAUCGGUUCGAUUCUCUUUCCGGGGUUUUGACCACUUCUUCGAAAGUCGUGCGGGUGAUCCAAAGUUCGUCCGGUCAAGAAAAGCGACAGAUAUACUCGGGGCUAGCGUUUCUAGCGCUGUGCAUAAGUUGGGUGCUCUGGAGGCGUGUUUUCAAAAUGCCUGUGAAACUCGCAUUGUGGUUAUGGUUUCGCUUUUUCCGGUCAAUUUUGGCCAUUCUCGGAGCGGUUCCUAAAAUCGAGGUUGGUUUCGAUCCGACAUCAUUCUCAUCUUCAAUUGCAACACUAGCAACAGUUACUACGGAUGCCGUGUGGAAAGCUGCAGAAACCACUCAGGAUGGUUCUGACUUUAUGGCGACGAUGGUGGGUGAUGCGGUAGAUGAUGCGUUUUCCAGAAUACGGGACGAGUUGUGA
Lachancea sp. 'fantastica' is the source of this 1017-nucleotide messenger RNA. NCBI's taxonomy places the organism in Eukaryota, Fungi, Ascomycota, Saccharomycetes, Saccharomycetales, Saccharomycetaceae. The record is from the annotation of a GenBank genome assembly.